AUGAGUUUCUUGAGGCCAAAUUCUCUCAACAGGCUCCGAUGUCUGGCCGCUGGUCGCUCGCCGCUAUCCACUGCUUCUCCGCCAAUUUUCAACCGCCCACUCUACUCCGGCGUGCGCCACAUCCAUCACCAACGCGACUCCACCACCAGGUAUGACAUCGAGCCACCUAUGAACUGGGGAGUCCGUAUUGUCCCGGAGAGGAGAGCUUACGUGAUCGAACGAUUUGGGAAGUACGUGAAAACACUAACGCCUGGAAUCCAUUUACUGGUUCCGUUUGUGGAUCGAAUCGCGUACGCGCAUUCUCUGAAAGAAGAGGCAAUUCCCAUUCCAGACCAGUCUGCUAUUACGAAGGACAACGUCAGCAUUCAUAUCGACGGGGUCCUCUAUGUUAAGAUUGUGGAUCCAAAAUUGGCAUCGUAUGGAGUUCAGAACCCGCUGUAUGCCGUGAUUCAGCUUGCUCAAACUACCAUGAGAAGUGAGCUGGGUAAAAUUACCCUCGACAAGACUUUUGAAGAAAGGGACCGACUCAAUGUCAAGAUAGUCAUUGCCAUCAAUGAAGCUGCAAAAGAUUGGGGAUUACAGUGUCUUCGUUACGAAAUAAGGGAUAUAUCGCCACCACCUGGGGUGAAGGCAGCUAUGGAGAUGCAAGCUGAAGCUGAGCGCAAAAAGAGAGCUCAAAUCUUGGAAUCUGAAGGGAAAAAGCAGGCAAAUAUUAAUAUCGCAGAAGGGGAAAAAAUGGCUGUGAUCCUUGAAUCAGAAGCUGCCCAGCUGGACCAGGUCAACAGGGCUCGAGGAGAAGCACAAGCUAUACUUGCCAAAGCAAAGGCUACUGCCGAAGGAAUUAAUGUGGUCGCAACAACCCUCAAAGAAAACGGCGGUGUGGAGGCUGCUAGUUUACGAGUCGCCGAACAAUAUAUUCACGCAUUCAGCAAUAUAGCAAAACAGGGAACGACCGUUUUACUUCCCUCGAGUGCUUCGAAUCCUUCCAACAUGAUGGCUCAAGCCUUAGCUAUAUACAAGAACUUACUUGGCAAAGAUUCUGCUCCACCGCAUUGGACUCUUCUCGCGUGCCUCGGCGUUUUCCUCACGGGCUACGGUCUCGUCCCCGAGUUUGUGCCGCCGCCACGCGUAUCGUGCGCACCUUUGUCCUUUGCGGCUGUCCCGUGCGCGUCACCCCUGCCUGCCUUGCCGCUUGCCUCGAGGGCUAAGGCCUUGCUUAUCGCGCGUGCAUUGCGCGCCUUACCGUUUGCCUCGAGGGUUAAGGUAUCGCUCCCCGGGUGUGCCCGUGUAUCCUCGCUGCUCGCGUCUUCCGCGCCCUUAGCCGAUGCGCCAGUCGAUCCUUAG
This is a messenger RNA of Striga hermonthica, 1344 nucleotides long. NCBI's taxonomy places the organism in Eukaryota, Viridiplantae, Streptophyta, Magnoliopsida, Lamiales, Orobanchaceae. The record is from the annotation of a GenBank genome assembly.